Messenger RNA from Aureobasidium vineae, 3909 nucleotides. NCBI's taxonomy places the organism in Eukaryota, Fungi, Ascomycota, Dothideomycetes, Dothideales, Saccotheciaceae. The record is from the annotation of a GenBank genome assembly.
AUGUCCUCUGCCAAUGGCGGACGGACAGUUUCAUCUGAUCAUGGACAUCCGCGACCCUCGAUAGCCCACGCCGAAGCGGAGCGUAAUUUCGAAACUACAACCAUGAAUUCCGCUCAACCACGAUCCUGGCAUACCGAAUUUGUCUUCGUCUCUCGGAAAUGGAUCCAACAACUUCUUGGCAAGAAUCCGUUCAAGAGUUCUUAUCUGGAUCUUUUCAAGCUGGUCAACGAUGCACAAUCAAAAGCCAUCUUGUGGGCUGGUAUAGUUUUGGCGAUAGCUGCUGGUACUCCGCUGCCCGUCAUUGGUUAUAUCUUCGGGCAGAUCAUCACCUCGUUUCCCCCUCCGGAAGACGUCUUGCGCGACAGGCUAUACCAACUUAUUGGCGUCGCUUGUGGUUAUUUUAUUGUUACGACUGGCUACGCGAUCGCUUGGGGAUUGACAGGGGAAAGAAUAUCGCGUCGAUUCCGGGAAACCCUUGUUGAGCGCCUGCUUGGUCUCGAACAAGCAUACUUUGAUGUCAAUGAUCCAGAUAUCACAAAUCUUUUGACCGAGAAAAUUGAAGCAAUACAGAUAGGGACAUCUGAGAAAGUCGGAAUCUUUAUCCAGUCAAUCAGCUACUUUGUCGCUGCCUUUGUCGUCGGCUUCAUCUUGAAUGCCAAACUCACUGGAAUUCUUUUUGCCGCCGUCAUACCUGUCAUGACCUUAAUCGUUGUCUUCGGGUCAUCACGAAUUGCAAAGUAUACGAAAGCAGCCACCCAAUAUACCGAGGCCGCUGGAAGGAUUGCCGAGAGCGCCAUACAUGCUGUCAAGGUUGUGCAAGCUUUCGGAAUGGCUGAGAAUCUCAGUAAAGAACACUAUCGCCUUCUCAAGCUAUCUGCAAGAUACGCUGUCAGGAAGUCCGUCUCUGCUGCACUUAUGCUUGGCUUGGUAUACUUCACCGCUUACAGUGCCAAUGCGCUUGCUUUCUGGGAAGGUUCACGAUUGGCCGCAGAAUCUGGCACGAACAACGCUGGUACCGUAUAUGCAGUGGUGUUCUUGAUCAUAGAUGCAUCGUUCGUCGUUGGCCAGUUUGGACCGUUUCUAGGUUGCUUUGCUAGUGCUGCAGCUGCUGGUGAAGGUAUCUACGAAAUUCUCAACCAGCCACGAUCGGAAAUCAACGUCUACUCCGAAAGUGGACAAGAAGCCACCGAGGAUGACAUGAAAGCCGAUCUGGUCUUCCGGGAAGUUACGUUUGUAUAUCCUGCGAGAACAUCAGCUCGUGCCCUGGAUGGACUCAAUCUCGUUCUAAAAGCUGGCCAGAUGAAUGCCAUCGUCGGUACAAGUGGUUGUGGCAAAAGCACUCUUGUGUCUUUGCUCUUACGCCUUUACGACAUAUCGUCUGGCCAACUGACGAUAGGAAGUCAUGAUAUCAAGGCCUUCAAUGUGAGAAGUCUGAGGAAAUAUACAGCAUUGGUCGACCAAGACUCUGUUCUGUUCUCCGGCUCAGUUCUCGAAAAUAUCAGUUAUGGGCUUGGUGAACACUCACUAUCAAAGGAGACAGUUCUAGAGAGGUGCACAGAGGCCGCUAAAGCUGCUAAUCUGGACUUCAUCGACUUCUUGCCGCAAGGUAUCCAUACUCGUGUCGGCAAUGGCGGCUACACGCAACUAUCGGGCGGGCAAACUCAGAGGAUUUGCUUGGCCAGAGCUUUAGUCAAAAGACCUUCUCUGCUUCUGCUUGAUGAACCAACUGCAGCUCUUGAUGCAAAUAGCGAGGGGCUAAUUAUGGAUGCCGUAAGAGGUGUGGCUGCUACAGGCACAACAGUGGUCAUGGUGGCCCAUCGACUCUCUACUGUGUCAGACUCGCCCAACAUUGUACUCAUGGGUGCAGGAAAAGUUAUUGAGCAAGGCAAUCAUGACGAGCUCAUGCAACUGGGAGGCGCCUACAACAACCUCAUUCAGGCUCAACAACUCAAUGACUCGGAUGAAUUGUCUGGAGAGGUUUCUCCGGCAAUCACCAGCCAGACAACGACACGCAAGAUAUCAAAGUCUGAGAACACGUCCGCCUCCACUGGCUCUGAGACUACGACCCCCGAGGCGAAAAAGACAGCCAUACCAGCCAAGAAGGCUGGAGUCUGGAAGCUCCUUCUAAGGUGUCUUAGCCUAGCCAGAUCCGACUCUCCGAUCGUUGCUUUGGGUCUUGCUGCCUCCAUCAUAUCCGGCGGCAUCAUCCUCGGCGAAGCCAUCGUUUUUGGUAACCUCAUUUCUGUGCUGAACGAUCUAGAAAGUCCGGAUUUCCGCGAUAGAGCAGACUUUUUCUCGCUCAUGUUUUUCAUUCUAGCACUGAUUGCUUUCUUCUCCUACGCUGGUAACGGAUGUUGCUUUGGUGUCGUCUCUUCGCACUUUGUGGCCAAAGUCCAAUAUAUCUCUCUUGCCAGCAUUCUACGACAGGAUAUGCAGUGGUUCUCUGGUCAGUCGGUAUCUUCGCUCAUGAGCAAUCUCAACUCAGAUGCGGGUCAGCUUGCUUGUUUAUCUGGAGUGGCUAUCGGUACCAUUUUUACAGUAUGUGUAUCGGUCACCGGUGGAAUCAUCCUUGCUCAUGUCGUGGCUUGGAAAAUUGCUGUUGUUCUGUUAGCUGCUGUUCCUGUCAUGGUAAUGGCUGGCUACGUCAGGCUACGCGUGCUCGCCCUUGCGGAGAGUAGGCACAGGUCUGCAUACAACGAUGCUGCUUCCAUCGCUGCCGAGGCAUGCAGAGGCAUCCGAACCAUUGCUUCUCUGGGCAGGGAGCGCGGGGUGUCUCGAACUUUCAACGCGGCUGUCAAAGAACCUUACGAGAAGGGUAUCCGAUUUACCCUCAUAUCGAACACCUUGCUCGCUUUGAGCUUCUCGAUCACCUACUUCGUUUAUGCCCUUGCCUACUGGUGGGGAGCUCGACAAGUAAGGAACGGCACCUACGAUCAACUGGACUUUUUCAUUGUUCUGCCUGCACUUCUGUUUUCUGCACAAAGUGCUGGUCAAAUCUUCAGCUUGUCCCCAGAGAUGUCGCGAGCUGGAGCGGCUGCUCGCAACGUAUUUGGGCUACACGAUCAACAGCCGUCAAUUGUAGAUGGCGCCACUAAGCAACCCGGAAAUUCACUAAGCUCUGCCGGUUCUAUCUCAAACUUGACAGACAAGCCAGAUCCAGCUUCAGGAGGCUGGAUCGAGUUCAAGAAUGUCAGUUUAUGCUAUCCAUCCAAACCUCAGCACCCAGCAUUGCAGAAUGUCAACAUUUCCAUCAAACCAGGAGAGUUCAUUGCGCUCGUCGGCCCCAGCGGAGCAGGAAAGUCGACUAUUCUCUCACUUCUGCAACGUUUCUACGAUCCCACGACUGGCAGUGUUUUGCUAGACGGACAGAACAUCCGUGAGGUCGCCGUGUCACAACACCGAGGCCGACUGGGGCUGGUACCCCAAGAGCCUGAUCUCUUCCCUGGCUCCAUCUCGUACAACAUCGGUUUGGGUGCAGCGCCAGGUCAAUCCGUGACGCAAGCCGACAUUGAAGAGGUCUGCACGAAGUGUGGGAUUCAUGAUUUCGUCAUGAGUUUACCAGAAGGCUAUAGUACAGAAUGCGGCACCAAUGGCUCAAAAUUGUCAGGUGGACAGAAACAGCGAAUUGCCGUAGCCAGAGCACUGAUCAGAUCGCCGGAAGUACUUCUGCUUGACGAGUAUACCUCUGCUCUGGAUGCCCAUUCGGAGCAACAGAUCAAAGAAGCUGUUGACGGGGCCAGUAUAGAUAGGACUACAAUCGUGGUCGCACAUCGACUGUCCACAGUACAGAAUGCUGACAGGAUAUUCGUGUUUGACGAUGGACGUGUGCUGGAGGUUGGAAGCCAUGCUGAGCUUGUUGCACAAGGAGGGUUGUAUGCGAGUAUGGUUAAGGCGCAGACACUGGCAUAG